UUACUACAUUUUAGAGAGAGAAAGAGAACAAAAACAAAAGGAUCGAUCAUGAUGGAAAGCUCAGACACCAACAUAGCUCCUUUGCUUCUUAGGAACCUCAUAAUCUCUAUAUUUAUGUUUGUAGACAAAAUCCUUCUAAAUUUAGCCGAAAACUACAAAUUCCUACACUUCUUCCGUAAACUCCUCAUCUCCUCUUUCUUCUUUUUGCUUCGCUUUCUUCUUUCUUUCUUCCCUAGCUUGAACCUCCCAUUAUUUGAUCACAAUUACGCUUUUAACCCUUCAAAAGGUGGUAAUUACGUCCCGACCACCAUCCACGGUGGCGGUAGUGGUGGUAGUGGUGGCAGUGGUGGUGACUCGGGUAUUGCUCGAGCGCUCUCGCAGCUGUUAUCAGUAGUCAACGAAGUUCCAGUCAGCUCUCGCAAAUACGACGUCGUUCGGUCGUUGACUGAUAGGCUCAUUGACGAGAACCUCCGGGAGGGAUCUGAACCGCUCCUGGAGAUUAAUCGUACGGUCCUUACGUCAGCUUUUUCAAGAACACUUGGCCAGCUUGAAUCCGCCGUGACGGACCAACAAUGCAAAGCCGGUAAUAAUGGAAUUGAGGUCAGUAACGAAACAAGAGUUGUUCAUUAUUAUAUUUUGAAACGGGUUUUAUGGGCGGUUCAAUACUUUGGUGACGUGGUAUGGACCCGGUUCGGGAAGUCGUGGGAGGAGCUCAGCCGGCCGGGGAGUUCAGCGGAGAAGCUGGCGGCGGAACUUCUAUGGCUGGCUCGGAAGAUGGCUGCUUGUGGGAAUGGUGAGGAAGCCGUGUGUAGGUGGGCUUCGGCUUCGAGCUUGGGUUGGCUAGGGCUCUCGGCUGAGCCACCGCUUCAAGGGUCUUUGGUUAAGGUCUCAGCAUUUUUAUUCAAGCAAGCCCAAGAUAUGGGAGGAGACGAGGUUGAAGAAAGGGUGAAAGAGCAACAAAGACAAACGAAAAUGAAGAUGCUAAUGUCAUGGUUGCCAUUGCUGUGCAGAGCAAGCAAUGGCACUGAUGCACAGGUGCUUAGCAUUAGCGAAAGAGCCGAGCUAGAGACAGUAUUAGAAGAGACCAUAGAGACAUUGGAGGAAGAAGAGCAAGAAAAGGUGCUCUCUCUAUGGCUCCACCACUUCACCGGCUGCUCCUCCUCCGACUGGCCCAACCUCCACGCUUGCUAUGCCCGCUGGUGCACUGCUUCGCGCAGGCUCUUGCUCCUUCAGUGAAUAUACGUUCGAAUAAAAAACUAUAUAUUAGAUCAAUGGCUCUCGAUCAAACAUUACUUGAUGGUUUAGUCUAAUCAAAAUUUAUAUUUAUUUUAUUUUAAUUUAUUUAUUUGGUAACAUUUUUUAAUUAAGUUUUUUUGAUUGGACUGAACUGCAUGGUCUACGACCAUCUAACAAAUUUUCAUAUUAAAUUGUGUCCAAGAUUAUUUGAAAGAUAUGAUAUGGUCUAAACUUUGAAA
Molecule: messenger RNA, 1475 nt
Organism: Cornus florida
Lineage: Eukaryota; Viridiplantae; Streptophyta; Magnoliopsida; Cornales; Cornaceae
Exons: 2
Coding region: 49-1236 (395 amino acids)
Source: RefSeq, a predicted model, not a curated record